GGCUCGGCGGCGGCGCCCUGAGUGCGCGUGCGCAUGCUGGUUCGGCUCGGCUCGGCAGGUGAGGCCUCCUCGGGCCAGGCCCGGUCCCGAACCGAUCGCAUCCCGACCCACAACAGCGAUGGCAGAGGGGGAAACCACGGUGUUCAGUCCGCCCUCCGAGACCUCGGAGAGCAGCGAGGAAGAGUCUUGGGAGAGCGGCGGCGAAUCGUCGGAAUGCGCCGAGGGAGGAGGAGAAGGAGUAGUAGUAGCUGCCGCCACUGGGCUGCCCCCGCCGCCGGUGGGCCAGAACAAGCCGGUGUCAGUGAACCAGGCCACCCGGGACUGGGUGUGCGGCCGCCUGCAGGACAGCAAGAGCCUUGACGGCAUAAGCCAGGUGUUGGGCGGCCUCCGAGCCCGCGACAUCAAGGUGGAAGGGCGGAGGGCGACCAUUUCGAGCGCGCUGGAGCUGGAGGGCACGGUCAGCCACGACGGCGAUCUCACACAUUAUGUGGCCAACAACCUGCAGCACAAGAUCAAGAUGAGUUCGAGGCAGAACUUGGACCUGGAGACUGGGAGCAGUGUGGAAACCAAAAGUAUGCAGAGGUUAAAAUCGGACAUUCCUCCAAUAGACCCUGGGGUACUGCAAGAUUUGGAGCGAGAUGCAAAAGAGGUGGCACAAAAAGUUGAUCAAAUGAUGAGAAGCUUAAAUGCCACUAUCCAGAAUAUGACGGCACUAAGUGUGGGCUACAUUCAGACUUAUCGGGAUUCAGUUGACAGUCUUGGAGAGUCGGUAGAUAUGAGUAUAAAGGGCAUGUAUACACUAAUGGCCCGCUGUGAAGAGCUGGACAGAUCAAUGCAGCCCAUUCUUGUGCUAUCUAAACAGAUUCGUGAUGUCAAAAGAACUCUGGAAAUGUUUGAAACACUCUGCAAGUAAAGAUCUUUGCUAAUAUAGUUUAAUUGUUGAACUUCUUAAAAUACUUAAGCUGGUUUGGACAAUGUCAUGAACUGCCGCUCCAGCAGAACAAUCCAGUGUCGAAAGCGAGAAGACAGAAACUGCAUUGAAGAGUGUGGCAUUUGAAAUCCCACAAAGAGGUGCUGGUAAACCUUCAUAUCCUUCAAAGGCGAUUGUCAAGCUGCUAAACAAAACUUCAUGCAUUUCGCUUAAAAAGAUUAUUCGCAAGUCCUUGAGGAUAUUUGCAUGCAGGCAGUAAUUCAUUGCCUCUCAUUCAGUCUUCAAAUUGAAGCUGUUUGUUUAUGGACAAACAUGGAUUGACCCAAUCACCUUUUUAGGUGGGGAGAGCAUGUUUUAGAGAACAGCCCUUAAUUAACAGUGCAAAUGCUUAGCAUUGUAAAUUUGCCUGUCUACUGAAUGAGAAGCACAAUUUUUUUUGGGGGGGGGGGGGGAGAGAAUUGGAUUAUUUAUCAUAAAAUGCACUUGCAAUGAAAUUGUAAGGAAAACGACAGGAGUACGUAAUAACUGAGAACAAUUGACAAGGACUUGUAUGGAACUAUUUCAGCUUUGCCAUAUUACUGCCUUGAAAUAGUCUGAAUUUCCAAAAACCAUUUGAAUAUGUUAAUUGGGGCACAACUAUGAUCAAUCAUGUUUGAUUUAACUUGACAUGAUUCAUAUUUGUUUUGUAACUGCCCUUUUGAGUAACUGAAAUAAGGCAGUAACUCCAUCUUGGAUUUGAUUCUAAAACCUUGAUACCUUAUUUGACAAACAAGUUUGGGUACAUAUGGGGUUCUAGUAACCUUCUAGCUUUUUUUGUAUCUGGUAAUUAAUUUAACUACUGUAAUAUUCAUUGCUAAUUGCAAAAUCAGUGAAAAGGUCUCGAGUGUAAAAUAAGGAUGGUGCUAUACAUAAAAAUGUCAUAAUAAUUCAGUAAUAGCAUGUUUCCUGAGUCACAAGAUAGUACAUUCAAACCCUGCCUCAAGCUAAUAGCAUGUACUUUAGAAUGACUUCAGUGCCAAACUGAGGAAACAUUGCAGAGACAGAAAUGCCAUCCUUUAGUGAGAUGGCAGCUCAGACAUCACUUCCAUAGGGUGGGUAAAAGAUGAAGUGACACUUCAAAGAAGAACUCUUCCUUCAAUCACAACCAGAUCAUUGACCUAAUUAGCAACUGCAUUAGGCCCUGGUAAAAAUGAUUUGCUUUAAAUCAUCUUCGUUUGGGAUAUUUCCUGGGGUGCUCGGGUUUCCCUCUGCAUCCGAAAGAUGUGCUGGUUGAUAGAUUAAUUACCCACUGGAAAAUACCCAGACACAGACAUAUUAUAGAAGAAUCAAAGGGGUGAGAGCUGUCAGACAGGUUUAAGACAGUGCAGGGAAAAAAGUGAGGGAAUAGAGAGACAGAGAUUGCCGAUGCUGGAAAUUUGAGCAAAAAAAUGAAGUGUUGGAGAAACUUUGCGGGUCAGGCAGCAUCUGUGAAAUGCACAGACAAUGUUUCGAGGUCGGGAACCGUCAGACAGAAUUAAUCUGCCAGCCAACCGAAUUAUGUAUGUCAUAUGAAAAAAUAAAAGAUGGAAAGUGGAUCGUGCCAUUAUAAUCUGUAGUUGGCACCUGGAGCUGUUCAAUCAUCUGAGGGGAAGGAAAACGAAGGCAAUCCUGCCUGGAAGUGCUUGUGUUAUUAACACUGCAUUGGCUGCUCCCACCUGUUGGGAGUUUUUAUGUAGGAUCUUGUGUUAAUUUUCUUUUGGACAUAGGCUGAUGUUGCCAGUCAAGUGGAUUUGUCUGGAAUGGGUGCACAAUCCUGUGAAGGUCUGUAUCUGCUCUGCAUUCAUGUGAAGCAAAACCAAUUUUAGUGUUUUAUCGAAUAUUUAGAAAUUUGCUUGUUUUAAGAUGGUUCCAGGAAACAAGCAGUGAAAGAUAAUUUUUGCCGAAACAAUCUUCAAAGAUGAAGAUUAUGAUUUGAAUAAAAUUAACCAAAACAUGU
Amblyraja radiata (thorny skate) is the source of this 2906-nucleotide messenger RNA. RefSeq names its product BLOC-1 related complex subunit 6 (gene borcs6). Gene Ontology annotation, cellular component: BORC complex. The coding region runs from base 119 to 913 and encodes 264 amino acids. Gene Ontology annotation, biological process: lysosome localization. The record is from RefSeq and is a predicted model, not a curated record. The transcript is spliced from 4 exons. NCBI's taxonomy places the organism in Eukaryota, Metazoa, Chordata, Chondrichthyes, Rajiformes, Rajidae.